ACACAGUUCACAAGGAUAAAAAAAUCUACUGUUCAUAUGAUCUAAAGCCAGCUGACAAUCCUCAUGUCCCAGGAAAGCUUCUUAGAGAAGCUCGAGGACAGCUGGACUCACCUGAAACAGAAAUGAACUAUAAUCAGUUGCAUGUAAAAAUGAACAUCCUAAAUGAUCCACAGGAUGAUUAUGUGCAAACGUUUUUAGAAACAAAUCCUGUGACACUUGCUGUGACUGAAAUGUUCACAGACCGGAGGUCUUAUGCAGCUGUGACUGUGCUCCUUCCGACUAGUCAAACAAAGCUGUAUAAAUUACCUGCAAACCCAUACAUUUCACUUUAUAAGCCGCAUAAUAUUACAUGGGCAGAUGUGGGUAACAGAACCAAAAUGGCUGUUGAAGCCACAGAUUUCAAAGAAGCAGAGAGAAUUUCUAGCACUCAUUCUGCACAAGCAGCAGAAUUGAUUGCUUUGACUAGGGCAUGCGAACUGGCUAAGGACAAGCACCUGACAGUGUACACAGAUAGCCAGUAUGUUUUCUCUACACUGUUUUAUUUUGCGAAACAAUGGGAGCGUAGAGGAAUGACAACCUCUACUGGGAGACCAAUAACACAUGCAUCUUUGCUUAAAGAUCUUUUACAAGCAAUACAACUCCCAACUAAACUAGCUGUAUGUAAAUGCGCAGCUCACACAAAAAGCAAAGAUGAAGUUUCAAAUGGAAACAGACUAGCUGAUAAAAUCGCUAAAGAAGCUGCAGCAGGGAAGCAUGGGAAAGGGAUAUUCUCAGCACAGACUGAAGGGGAACAACAAAUGAUAGAUAAAACAGUACUAAAAGACAUGCAGGACAAUGCACCACAGGCUGAGAAAAGGCUGUGGAUAACUAAAGGUGCAAAAAUGAAUGUCGGGAACAUUUUUGAGGUUAAUGACAAACCAGUGCUUCCUAAGUCUUUAUUUAAAGCAGCAGCAAUUGUGUCACAUGGGCGCUGCCAUGUGUCAACUGGGGGGAUGGAAACCAUAAUAAAACAACAUUUCACAACGUAUGGUUUAAAUUCUUACUUAAAAUCUUUUUGUACUGCAUGUCCAGUCUGUGUGAAAUACAAUCCUCAGGGAAACAUAAGGCCAAAACGAGGCAGGUUCCCAAAAUCAUCUUAUCCCUUUCAAACUAUGCACAUGGAUUUUAUUGAACUUUCACAAAGUGGGCCAUAUAAAUAUUGUCUGGUGAUGAUUGAUGCUUUUUCUAAAUGGGUUGAAAUAGUUCCAGCAAAGCAUGCAGAUGCUUUGACAGUAGCUAAAGCUAUUUGUAAAACUAUCAUCCCAACACAUGGCAUCCCACAGACUGUUUAUAGUGACAAUGGACCACAUUUUGUAAACCGAGUGAUACAAAACAUGGCUACACACUUGGGAAUGACAUUAAAGAAUCACUGUGCCUAUCACCCACAGAGUGCAGGGCUGGUGGAAAGAACAAAUGCUACUGUGAAAAGUAGAUUAAGAAAGUGCAUGGCAGACACUGGCCGAUCCUGGCCAGAAUGCUUAGACUUGGUGAAGCUCUAUAUGAGAAUCACCUCAACAGCUGAUGGUCUAACACCUUUUGAAAUAAUUCAUGGGAGAGCUUACAGAUUGCCUCUGUUUGCUACAGACAUACAGAAAGCUGAUGAAGAACAGACAUUAGCAGAUUAUAUGAUCAGGACUCUUAAACUGAAGGAAGUGUCCAGUGCGAAUUUACUGCCUUCUGAUUCUCCUCCUAUACAGGAAGCCAUUCCACUUGAGCCAGGUGACUGGGUCUACAUAAAAGUCAUCAAACGAAAGAACUGGACGAGUCCACGGUGGGAAGGACCAUUCCAAGACCUGAUAGACCUGACGGACGACGACGACAACAUCCCAGCUCUACCGGGAUCAUCGCGAAACGACGAAAUCCCCUCUGAACAGUCAGGAGAGGAAGAUCAUGAGGGAUCGCUCAUCGACGGCUUCACCAAGGAGCAGUUGGAGCAAGCGGCCAGGGACUGGUCCCCUCAACGGGAUCGGGGGGUCGGGUUUCAUCCCCGAGUCCACAGCACGGAGAGAAGUUUGGCCAGAAGACCCUGCCACGAGGUCCGAGGUUGGGAAAGCUACUGCAAACAACAUUAUGCUGACGAGUAUGACACUCACUCUUCUGAAGUUACUUGGCGCAAAAUCAAUGGUACUUGGCGGAGGGCCAUAGUGAGCGGACGGACCUGCACCGACGCAAUUCUGGGAUACCAUCUCCAGAAGCGCAAGAGCAUUCUGGGUCUCCCUGUUCCGUUCAUCCCAAAUCCCCUGGUGGCCAUCGCCGAAGGACAUGCUUUCCGCAAGAAUCUGUGUGAUGGGCACACAGACCCAGGGUUUGAUUGGGUCGGGCCUAACCUUUUGUAUUCCAAUCUCACCUGCGAAAUCUCCAAGGAAAUUUGGGAAAAAUGUGGAAAAGGGUCUGACCAACAUGAUUGUUACUGGUUCGAGACGUUGGGAUCAGCUAUCGUGACCACCCUUACCGACGUCGUGGAAGGCGUUGCUAACAUUGUAGAGGGAGGCCUCCACAUCGUCGGACAGUGGCUGCUAGAUGCUCUGAGCCUGCUGUGGCCAUACAUCUUGGGCCUACUGGGCGUGGCCGUGGCUUUAAUCGUUGGCAAAAUCGUCCUGGAGGUUGUGUUGAACUGA
Xiphophorus couchianus (Monterrey platyfish) is the source of this 2657-nucleotide messenger RNA. RefSeq lists its product as uncharacterized. The transcript has 5 exons. Bases 123 to 2657 code for a protein of 844 amino acids. Gene Ontology annotation, biological process: DNA integration. The record is from RefSeq and is a predicted model, not a curated record. Gene Ontology annotation, molecular function: nucleic acid binding; RNA-DNA hybrid ribonuclease activity. Lineage: Eukaryota; Metazoa; Chordata; Actinopteri; Cyprinodontiformes; Poeciliidae.